Radiomyces spectabilis is the source of this 1363-nucleotide messenger RNA. RefSeq lists its product as uncharacterized. The transcript has a single exon. Lineage: Eukaryota; Fungi; Mucoromycota; Mucoromycetes; Mucorales; Radiomycetaceae. Bases 422 to 1006 code for a protein of 194 amino acids. The record is from RefSeq and is a predicted model, not a curated record.
UUUUUUUUUUUUUUUUUUGCGUGGGUGUGGUGCUCCCUUUUUUUUUUCUUUUCACUUUUUUGCAACCCCAUAUUUCCGGUUAUCUGACUCUUUUUAACUCCAGCAUAAUAUCCACUUGUUUAUUACCACCAUGGGCGAUGAUCACGAAAGUAAGUGAUGCAAGUCAGGUAUUGGGCAAUGGGAGGGAAAUACCUCGGAUGGCCAACCCUUCUCCUUAGGCAGCUUGACUCGGACCGGCCGAACCACAGGUACAGAUAUCGGCGAACUCCAACAAAAGAUCUCCAAGGCUGAACGAGAACUGAACCAAUUGCGAUUGGAACUGGACCAAACUCGUCAGCAAGCCAAACAAGCCGAACUGUAUGCUCAAGAGAGUGGACGUACCAAUCGAAAACUAAAAACCGAAAUCCAGACAUUAACCGACAUGAGCAACCGCAAAGAUCGACAGGCCGAGAAUGCGAAAGCGACGGCCUUCUUCUUUGAAGGCCAAGUGAAAAAGUACACGGAUGAAAUUGAGACAGCUCGUCAGGGGAUGGGCCAUCUCAAGGAGUUGGAUGACGAAUUGCGGGCAGCGAAGGAACAACAGGAGGUCAUUGAACGAACAGCACAAGAAGAGUAUAACCAAGUGCGGGAAGAGAUUCGAACUUUGCACGAACAAUACCGAGCGGAAAAAGAACAUUUACGAACCGUCAUUCUCGAUGCCUAUCAGGAACUCGCCGAUGCAUCCACUCGAGCACUGACAUUGCACCAAGAAGUACAGUCACGGCUUGAUAAGGAUGCAGCCAACAAACAAGAUAUUCGUCAGUUGGAGGAAGCUCACGCGGCCAUGGAGAAACAGCAACUCGACACUAUUCGAAGUGUACAGGAACAGGUGAUUCAGUUGAAAAAGACGCUUGAUGCUUCGGAAGAAUCGACCACGUCCCACGAAGGCAUCAUGACCAUGGUCAAAGGAGAAAUGGAUCGUAUCAUGCGACGGUUAAGAGCCAUUGAUCAAGCCGAACUCAACUAAGCUUUUUCACAUACCCACUUUUUUUCUUCUUCAUCUUUCCAUUACUUUGCGUGACCUUUUUCAUUGAUGGAUCAGCUUUUUUCGAGAAGCGUGUCACGGUAUACCUGUGCUUUUUUUUGUAGUUUUUCUCUUUUUCCCCAGGGUGCGUUGACUAAAAAAAAGCCUAUUGAAUGUCGGAAGGUUUCUUUAUGUUGCAUUUUAACAGCUGUAUUCAUCGUUCACCUAUGCUUCUUCAUAAAAAAAGAGUUUUAGUCAACACGUUGAUGCGGUAACCUGCUUUGAUUCCACCAGCAUCCGCCAAUAGUAUCUCUUUGUUCAUCACUCUGAUUUAUGCGGUCUGAUUUUAAUCCGUGGCCG